GCUCUCUGACCGCGGAGCUCAACCCCUUUGAGCACAAGCAGCUUCGAGCCUUGCUCGGCUCCUUCCAGUGGCUGGUGUCUUCGCUGCAAGGAGAGAAACCUUGCAUUGGCACGCUGCUUCGUGCGAAUUUGCUGUGCCGUGAGUUCAAGUCGAACCCGAAGUUUGAGCUGAAGUUCCGCCCUGUAGACCCCUUCGCUGGUGGGCUGAUGGUGGUGACGGACUCCUCGUUGGGCAAUGUGACGAGCUCUGGCAGUGCUGAAGCGGCUCCGCUGGAAAAGGUCUACAGCCAAGCCUGCUACUACGUGCUCUUUGCAGACCCCUCGCUGAUGGCUGGUGAGGUUGGAGCUUUCAACGUCCUGGACAUGAGGAGCCAUCGGAUUCCUCGUGUUUGCCGCUCGAGCUAUGCGGCAGAGAUGCUUGGAACUGAGGAAGCCUUUGACGUGGGGCAGUUGUGCCGGGGGUUCCUGGCAAUGGCCAGGGGCCUCCCUUUGCACGGAACAACCGUGGACCCGAGCCUCAACAGCGUUCCCCUGACGGUGGUCGUCGACGCCAAGGACGUGCAUGACAAGGGGAACAGCGAUACUUCUUCUUUUGGUUGCUACCAGUGGCGACGGCUCUCGACUGACGAAGCCUACACGGCUCUUCCGAAUCAGCAUGGCCUACUCUCGGAGAGAUUCGGCGUGCUGGUUACGUUCUUCAAGAAGCAAGCUGGCUGA
Messenger RNA from Symbiodinium necroappetens, 716 nucleotides. Lineage: Eukaryota; Dinophyceae; Suessiales; Symbiodiniaceae. The record is from the annotation of a GenBank genome assembly.